AUUAAUUAUUAUGUUGUAAAACUCAGCUCACUAAGAAAGAAUUGUGAAAGGCAAUGGCUACUCUAGAUACUGACGUUCCCAUGGUUCCCGCCGGCGAACCUUCGAGCAGUGCUGGUCCUUCCAGCAGGAAACCCAAGCGAUUCGAGAUCAAAAAAUGGAACGCCGUUGCUCUAUGGGCUUGGGAUAUCGUUGUCGAUAACUGUGCGAUCUGCAGGAACCAUAUCAUGGAUCUUUGUAUCGAGUGCCAAGCCAACCAGGCUAGCGCCACCAGCGAGGAGUGUACGGUUGCUUGGGGGGUUUGCAACCAUGCUUUUCACUUUCACUGCAUUAGCCGUUGGCUCAAGACCCGUCAAGUUUGUCCACUGGAUAACAGUGAAUGGGAGUUUCAGAAGUAUGGUCACUAGAAGCUUCACGUGGUUGUGUAGUUGUAUUCUCAUUUUCAAGCUACUACUGGUGUGAAGGAGGAUUAUAAUUCACUGUGCUCUACUUCUACAAGAUUUGUAUUUUUGGCUGGAUUAAUUUCAUUAGUAGCCUUUUUCUCUGUUAAUUCGGCUGGAUUUAUUUUAAUUUUGAAAGCUUUAGCUGUGUUUGAAAAUCAGUGUUGUGUAUAACAGACUAUCUUGUUUUGUUGUGACCAUUAAACUAAAAACCUAUUUUCUUGAAA
Cannabis sativa is the source of this 664-nucleotide messenger RNA. Its product is annotated as RING-box protein 1a. NCBI's taxonomy places the organism in Eukaryota, Viridiplantae, Streptophyta, Magnoliopsida, Rosales, Cannabaceae. Gene Ontology annotation, molecular function: cullin family protein binding; zinc ion binding; ubiquitin protein ligase activity. Gene Ontology annotation, cellular component: nucleus; cullin-RING ubiquitin ligase complex. Gene Ontology annotation, biological process: protein ubiquitination; ubiquitin-dependent protein catabolic process. The record is from RefSeq and is a predicted model, not a curated record. The transcript is spliced from 5 exons. Bases 54 to 404 code for a protein of 116 amino acids.